Messenger RNA from Trichomonas vaginalis G3, 675 nucleotides. RefSeq names its product chromatin organization. NCBI's taxonomy places the organism in Eukaryota, Parabasalia, Trichomonadida, Trichomonadidae. The transcript has a single exon. The record is from RefSeq and is a predicted model, not a curated record. Gene Ontology annotation, biological process: regulation of DNA-templated transcription. Bases 1 to 675 code for a protein of 224 amino acids.
AUGAGUGACAAAGAUUUAAUCAUUGAAAAAGAACUUAUUUUUAGCCACUUAGCACGUAGGCUUGCUAAACAGACGCAAUUCAAAACACACCAUUGGGAAAUUUUCUUAUACAGCCCAACUGGAGAAGAUCUUUCGAAAUGGAUCGACUGUGUUACAUUUCGCUUACAUGAAUCGUUUGAAAGACCUGAAAGACCAAUGACUCAUGAACCCUAUCGUGUUUCAGAAGAUGGAUGGGGUGAAUUUGAGGCAAGGAUUGAUAUUGCACCAAAAAAUGCCAUACCAAUAACUCUGGUUCAUAACAUCACAUUUCCUCCUCAAAAUUCAGUGAAACCAUGUAUAAUUGAACGAAAAAGAAUGAAAAUCGUUUUUCGAAACCCUGCUCUAUUACUUUACGAAGGACUCACCACUGCUCCAUUCGCAUGGAACAAAGUGAAGCGUCUUAAGAAGCAUAACCCAGAUUCAGACGCCGAAAUUUUAGAUCGGCCUUCCAGCGACUUAUUUUUAGAAAAGAAGUGGAUGGAAGAACUUGUUCGAGACAAAUCAAAACAGAUACGUGACGAAAUUUCAGAAUUAGCUCAGCAACAGAAAGAACAAAGAAAUCGAAUAAUGUCGCUAAUACAGAAGAUAGAAGUGUUUGACCCUGACCUAGCGGAUGCAGCUAAGCUGUUUGUUUAA